CAUGCUGGUACUCGAAUUAUCGGACCCUCACAAAAUUACCGGUAUUUCCUGAAAAAGCCUCAGUCUCACGUUUCAGCCAGCUAGCCCAGAGACAGAAAGAUAGGGACAUUGAUCUCAUCCACGUUUGUGUAACAAGAAGGUAGAAGCACUUGACCAACCAUGACAGCAAUUGGAAUUGAUCUUGGUACAACUUACUCAUGUGUAGGUGUAUUCCAACAUGGAAAAGUUGAAAUCAUUGCAAACGACCAAGGAAACCGUACAACACCAAGCUAUGUAGCAUUCACAGACAGCGAGAGACUGAUUGGCGACGCUGCCAAAAACCAGGUUGCCAUGAAUCCAACCAACACAGUUUUUGAUGCUAAGCGUUUGAUUGGUCGACGUUAUGAUGAACCUGAUGUACAAGCUGACAUGAAACUGUGGCCUUUUCACGUGGUGAAGGAGGGCGAUAAGCCAAAGAUACAGGUCGAGUAUAAGGGAGAGAAAAAAACAUUCUUCCCAGAAGAGGUCAGCUCCAUGGUUUUGGUCAAGAUGAAAGAAACGGCAGAAGCCUACCUUGGCAAAAAAGUGUCAAAUUCAGUUAUAACUGUUCCAGCCUACUUUAAUGAUUCUCAACGUCAAGCUACAAAAGAUGCUGGUACAAUCUCUGGCAUGAACGUAAUGCGAAUUAUCAAUGAACCAACUGCAGCUGCUAUUGCCUACGGUUUAGACAAAAAACACCAGGCUGAGCGCAAUGUCCUUAUCUUUGAUUUGGGUGGUGGCACUUUCGAUGUGUCAAUUCUGACAAUUGAGGAAGGCAUCUUUGAAGUGAAGUCCACAUCUGGAGAUACUCAUUUAGGAGGGGAAGAUUUUGAUCACCGCAUGGUCAAACACUUCAUCCAAGAAUUCAAGAGAAAAUACAAAAAAGAUAUAACUAGUAACAAGCGUGCUGUCAGGAGGCUGCGAACAGCAUGCGAGCGAGCCAAAAGAACCCUUUCAUCUAGCACGCAAGCAAGCAUUGAAAUUGACUCUCUGUUCGAUGGCGUUGACUUUUACACAUCCAUCAGCCGAGCCCGUUUUGAGGAGAUGAACAGUGAUCUGUUCCGUGAUACCAUCACCCCUGUAGAAAAGGCACUCCGUGAUGCACAAUUUGGAAAGGACGAGAUUCACGAGCUGGUACUAGUUGGCGGUUCCACAAGAAUCCCUAAAAUCCAGAAGAUGCUCAGUGAUUUCUUCAAUGACAAAGAGCUUAACAAGAGCAUCAACCCAGAUGAAGCCGUUGCAUAUGGAGCAGCUGUUCAGGCAGCCAUCCUUUCUGGUGACAAGUCUGAUGAAGUGCAAGACCUUCUCCUACUCGAUGUUGCACCACUGUCUCUGGGAAUUGAAACAGCUGGAGGAGUAAUGUCGAACCUCAUCAAAAGGAAUACAACUAUCCCGACGAAACAGUCCCAAACUUUCACAACAUAUGCUGACAAUCAACCUGGUGUGCUCAUUCAGGUUUACGAAGGUGAACGUACGAUGACCAAGGACAAUAACCUUUUGGGUAAAUUUGAAUUAACAUCAAUUCCUCCUGCACCUCGUGGUGUACCUCAGAUUGAGGUUACUUUUGACAUUGAUGCAAAUGGCAUUCUGAAUGUAUCUGCCGUUGAUAAAGGUACCGGCAAAGAGAACAAGAUCACCAUUACAAAUGACAAAGGUCGUCUAUCCAAAGAGGAGAUUGAAAGAAUGGUCAAUGAUGCAGAGAAAUUCAAGGAUGAGGACAAUAAAAUGAAAGACAGAGCCACAGCAAGAAAUCAAUUAGAAAGCUAUGCAUACAAUAUCAAAAGUACAUUGGAAGAUGACAAAGUUAAAGACAAGAUUGAUGAUGAUGAAAAGACCAAAGUUUUGGACAAAUGCAAAGAGGUUAUAGAAUGGCUAGAUCACAACCAGACUGCAGAGAAGGAUGAGUUUGAAUAUCAACAGAAGGAACUUGAGAAGGUUGCAAUGCCCAUCUUCAGUAAAUUGUAUCAAGGAGCAGGAGGUGCAGCUGGUGGUAUGCCCGGUGGCAUGCCCGGUGGAAUGCCUGGAGGUUUCCCUGGAGCUGGUGGUGCUCCCGGUGCCGACAGCUCAUCCGGCGGCCAAGGACCCACCAUCGAAGAGGUCGAUUAAAAUCUAUAUCAGAGGACCACAUUCAAAUUAACCGUCAACUCAACACUUUUAUAUAGAUUACAUUAUUUAGCUAUUUGUACAAUCAUUCCAAAUUAUAAAAUUCUACCCUUAUUAUGUAAACUAGACAUGUCCAAGAAAAAUGUCAUGCUAUAGUCAACAUAAUGGCCUAGCUAAUAUGUUGGUAUUACUGUACUUAAAUGCUAGUUGGUGAUAAUUCACUGCAACAAUAAAUAUAGCAGUUGGGUCUACAUACUAAAUACUAUGCAGCAUUCUUGAUUCUAAAAGCUAAUCAUUUUGGCAAUGUAUUAAAAUUAUUGUUAUUUAAAAUAAUGCAAUAUAUAAUCAGCGGCAAAAUGAUGCUCAUAGUGAAACUUGUAUUUCAAAAAAAUCUAUACCUAUACUUGGUGAUAUUUUCAUAACCCUCGUGUAUACUCUUUGUCAUUUGUGUUGAAGAAAAUAGUAUAAAAUAUCAUACAUAAUAAACUAUCUGGUAGUAUAUCUACUUGUAUGGCCUAACAUUAAAGAAAAACAAAUG
Molecule: messenger RNA, 2659 nt
Organism: Anneissia japonica
Lineage: Eukaryota; Metazoa; Echinodermata; Crinoidea; Comatulida; Comatulidae
Product: heat shock cognate 71 kDa protein-like
Exons: 8
Coding region: 160-2124 (654 amino acids)
Biological process (GO): protein refolding; vesicle-mediated transport; cellular response to unfolded protein
Cellular component (GO): nucleus; plasma membrane; cytosol
Molecular function (GO): heat shock protein binding; ATP-dependent protein folding chaperone; ATP binding
Source: RefSeq, a predicted model, not a curated record